Molecule: messenger RNA, 1074 nt
Organism: Coniosporium apollinis CBS 100218
Lineage: Eukaryota; Fungi; Ascomycota; Dothideomycetes
Exons: 2
Coding region: 1-1074 (357 amino acids)
Biological process (GO): L-serine catabolic process; L-threonine catabolic process
Molecular function (GO): threonine deaminase activity; pyridoxal phosphate binding; L-serine ammonia-lyase activity
Source: RefSeq, a predicted model, not a curated record
AUGGGCAGCAUAGGAACGUCAAUGGUUCAGCAAAAGAGGUGUUGGAGGGAAACACCUCUAGUGGAAUCAUACGCGCUGUCAAAGGCCGCAGGGUGUAGAAUCUUCCUCAAGCUGGAGAACCUCCAACCCAGCGGCUCCUUCAAGUCGCGCGGCAUCGGCAACCUCAUGCUGUCGCACCUCUCCAAAGCCGCCAACGCGUCCAAGAUCCACUUCUACUCUUCGUCGGGUGGAAACGCAGGCCUCGCAUGUGUGCACGCUGCGCGCACGCUGCAGCAUCCGGCCACAGUUGUUGUCCCGCUCUCGACCAAGCCGCUAAUGAUUGCGAGGCUCAAAGCUGCCGGCGCCCAUGACGUCAUCCAGCACGGCGCCAGCUGGAAAGAAGCAGAUGCCUACCUCCGCGAGGUUGUAAUGAUGGAAGACGAGGGGGGCGUGUACAUCCCCCCAUUCGACCAUCCGGAAAUCUGGAAUGGCAAUGCUACCCUGGUGUCCGAGAUAGGCUAUCAGUUGGAUGGCGAGAAGCCUGAUGCACUGAUCUGCAGCGUCGGCGGUGGUGGCCUGUUCUCCGGACUCAUGCAAGGUCUCGACGAGAUGGGUUGGUCGGAUAUGCCGGUCCUGGCGAUGGAGACGAAGGGCGCGGAGAGCCUCCAUGCUUCUUUGAAGGCCGGGGAACUUGUCACGUUGCCCGGUAUAUCUUCGCUUGCAACGAGUCUAGGCGCAACAAGAGUGGCGGAAAAGGCCUUCGAGUACGGAAAACGGAACAACGUCAAGAGCGUCGUAUUGGAGGACAAAGAGGCGGCCAUGGGAUGCUGGCGUUUGGCAGAUGAUGAGGGAUUGAUGGUUGAGAUGGCUUGCGGCGUCAACGUGGCGCUGUGCUAUGAAGGCCGGCUACAGAAGGUCCUUGGCCAAGCGCUGAACAAGGAAAGCAAAGUCGUGGUUGUCCUUUGCGGAGGCAGCAACGUCACAGUGGAAAUGCUAUCGACUUGGAGGAAGGAAUUCGGCGCCGUGGAAAGCGAACUACCGCAAAACGACAGCGUACCAAGUGCGCAGAGUGCGCCGAAUGGUAUCUCCGCCUAG